Molecule: messenger RNA, 823 nt
Organism: Spirodela intermedia
Lineage: Eukaryota; Viridiplantae; Streptophyta; Magnoliopsida; Alismatales; Araceae
Source: the annotation of a GenBank genome assembly
AUGCUUCUUGGCUUGGAUCUUAUUCCAAGGGAGACCACGUUGGCCUUUUCCUGGCCCUCUCCUCAUCCGCAGGUUCAUCCGAAUCUAAUAGGCCGAUCUCAUGGAAUCUCUCUCUCUCUCUCUCUCGCUCACUCUCUAUCGGUCUCUCUUCUUCUUUCUCUCCUCUUUCUAUCUAUCUAUCUAGCUACAUCUCUCUCGCUCUGUGUCUAUACAUCUGUAUCUCUCUCGCUCUCUGUCUAACUCUCUCUCUCUCUCUCAUCGGUCUCUCUCUUACACCCCGAAGCCUAUCGGGCUUGGGCUGGCCCAUGGAGAAAACACCAAAUACUAUAAAGAUGUUAUUUAUAGUAACCUUUGAAAUUGAGAAAUAUAAACAUAUAAUUAUCAGCCCGUGGUUUUCUCUCUUUCUGUCUUCUUGUCGAGUCCCCUCCCGUCUUCUUGUCAUCACCGGCGGGACCCAAAUCAUUAAAGCCUCACGGCGAAAGCUCCAAGCGAUCUGAGCAGGCGGCGCCGCCGCCGGCGUCAGGAGCUUCGCCGUGGAUGGCGGAGGAGCCACUCGGAGAAGCUCUGCAGGGUCUUCGUGUCGGCUCGGUAGUGCUUCUGGGUGAAUUCCUUCAGCUCCGACCACGUGAAAUCGGGGUACUUCCUUCUGUCGCCGGCGGCGGCGGUGCCGUCGCCGACGAGGUCCUCCGGCGGCCGCAGAAGCUCGUCGUCUCUGGGGCAGAGGAAGAAGGCGAUGGAUCGCCUCUCCUGGUUCCUGUUCACCACCGCCCUGUGGAGGCAGCUCUUGUACCUCCCGUUCGACAGCGCCUGUGGAGGAAGAUAA